GGGUGCCAGSCGUUUCAACUUCAAGCAAUAAUUUAUGACUUCAAAAACAGCUCUAGCUGUGCAUAAAUUUUUCUCGAUUGAGUGACUUUGCAUCGGGGAGAAUGUGCUCUUGGYUAGUCACCCGAUGACUAUCAACUCAACACGAUGACUACAUAAAAUCAAGUUUAAGUURCCAAAGAUAGAAGUUCAUUAUUGUGUUUGAGAUACUGCUCUGAAAACGUCGUAGAAAGCGGAUCGUCAAUUACUCUAUCAAGAUAUGACAAGCUCGUCUAGUAACUCUUUCGAGUGGAGAAAGCAAAUGGCUGAUUCAAAUGAUGAAGAUGAUGCGAGCUUUAGACUCGACGAGGAUGUGGAACUAGACAGUGGAGUCAGUCGGGAGGUUUUAGUAAGAGAUGAACUAUCUGGGAGUGUUAGCAUUCUUCCUUCAAACGAUAUCAAAUCAAGKGACAAGCAACAAAAGAAGACGUGUACUUAUUGUGUUAUCGUUGGAGUUGCGAUCUUUGUGUUCUGCCUCGGUCUUAUUAUAUUAAUCGUUGGAUUAGUCUUCAUCUCUAAAGCACCAAAAUGCGAAAAGUCCAAAUAUGACGCCUACGCGAAUAUGUGCAAGCCAUCAAGCGAAGCUAAKAAUAGAGGAUUUUACACGUUUCUUGAAAAAGUYGAAAACUUUUAUUACGAGACCUUUCCUAACAAAAUACAAUACAAAAGACCUGUAACUGUCAAAGAAAUUCGUCARAAAUUUAAAAUAUACGACGAGUCGCCGUUUGCAAAGAAGAAAUUUACGGAUAAAUGCGGAGAAUUGUUAAAAGAAGUUGAAGAUUUGAAGAUCGACAAGAAGAGACUGUCACUAAGAGAGUCCAAGGCCUUGUCUCAAAUUUUACACCUACUGAAAUAUGGUCUUGGGUAUACGUACGGUACGAACUACUACACAGGGGACUACUUGCUUUUACCAAACAUGUGGUGCUUCAUGGUUCCUAUUUGUGACAUUGGRCGUGACUUGGGGAAAGGAUUGCGUUAUCUCAAGCCCAAUACAGUAAAGGACAUGGAAGUAUUACGUGACAGACUGAGAACGGUCAAAACCGCCUUUGAACAAUAUACUGAAAACUUAAAGUACGGAGUGAAUGCUGGGAUGGUACCCACGAUAGGGGCGUGUCACGCUGGUACCAAUGGACUCAGAAUGAAAUAUAUUAAAAUAGCUGAUACUGGMGAACAAGGUGUGCUAGAAGAACCCUUCAUGCAGGACAUUCUGGACAAGAACUUUUUGUCAAAUAUUACCAGUAAUUCUGCCGAGAUGAACACAUGGAAAGCCAAUUAUGGGAAAACUGCCAGUGAAUCACUUAGGGAAUUCAUUGUUGAGUUUGUAGGCAAACCGAUUCACGAAAUGUUCAGAUACAUACGAGGAGAAUACCUAACUCACUGCGUCCCCAAUAACGUAUCCAGCGGUCUUGCUUCACUUCCACUAAAAUACGUCUAUACCAACGGUACAGCGGACACCACCAAGCCAACUACGAAACGUCUSCCCACCGGGCAGGAGUUAGAUGGAAAAAAGACGUAUAAAAAAAUUGUUGGAAGCUUCACGACUACAAACAUUACACCUGAUGCUAUUUAUGAACUUGGUAUUGAGCUGAACAAUAAACURAAACCUCAGAUUACUGAACUUGCAAAGAAAAUCACCGGAGAAUCAGACGACAAAACGGCUUUAAAUGCUUUGGAUAUUAAGCUAAAUUCCUCCGAGUUUUACUACAACAAUGGCUCACUGCCGGCAAACGAAUCRGACGAGAACGCAUUCAAACGAUGCAGUAACGAGAAAGAUGCAAGGAUGAAUUGUCCUGUGAGAUGGGAAGUGAUCGAGAGAUACUUUGCAGAAGCAGAAAUGUUCAACAGUCUUGUCGAUCCAAGAACAGUGUCAUUGUUCUACUUCACGGGACCCAAGUACUCAGUACCAAAUUGCCCUCUUGAACUUACAGCAGACUUUAAUCCAUCUUCGGCCGUACCUUCUUAUUAUGAGUCUGACCCAGAAUGCCUUACCACCUCGCGCUUCCGUCUCCCUUUCUUCGUGAAGAAUUUUGGGCCAAAAUGGCGUCUUUUGAACUUUUGUGUUCACGAGGGGAGACCUGGUCACCACACACAGUUACAGGGAUAUCUCGAACGAUUUCGUGACACUUGUGGGGGCGUGAUCACAUGGUUAGACAAGCUCACGCAAUACUGGCCGUUCGUSGAAGGCUGGGGAGUAUAUGCUGAAUAUCUUGCCUAUACGGAAACAGUAAUAAAAGAUAUUUUUAAGGAGCGACCAUUAGCCAAAUAUGGUAUGCUGAGGGGACAGAUAGAUCGAGCUCAACGUCUUAUUCUUGACGCUGGUAUCCACCACAAAGGGAUGACAGCCUCGCAAGCUAAACAAGAAUAUUCCGUCUCAGACUCGGCAAUAACUCGUUACCAGUCCGCCUUCGGUCAGGCGACGUCGUACAYGAUUGGGCGACAGUAUAUCUUAAAAUUACGUCAACGCGCAAAAAAGGAACUGGGCUCUAAGUUUAAGAUUCAAGACUUUCAUUACCAUUUGCUGUCCCAAGGGAACUCCCCCUUGAGUCAUUUUGAUGACAUCAUAGAUCAGUACAUCACGUGCACAAAAGAUAAAAAGCAAACCGGAUGUGACGUCAUACUUAAUCCACCAAUUCGACCGAGAGAGGCUGGAAAGGAUGAAGGUGUUAAWGGRGAUAUUAACUACUUCUAUGAUCCACCAAGRCAAUCACCAUUAACGUUACAUUAUUAGAUUAAGAUGUGAUAUGCUGCGAGGAGAGUUUUCUUCACAUUCUCUCUCGGUUAGAAGGCGACAAAGGUAUCCUGAAAGACGUAGAUAGUACACUAAGAUUUCAAGACUUUACACACUCAGAUUUUAUUGAAUAUUUGGAUGAUGAAUGCACGAUUCAGACACAAWCAAGAUGCACGUCUUUACAAAGAGGUUUUUCAAAUAACUGAAAGUAUAGAAGUGGCUUUUKMAAARCSGUGAAUGAACUUYAGUUACUUUCAUUACCACUGGCGCGUCUACGUAAUUGAUGAAAAGCUUUAUUAAUCUAUCAUUAGGUUUUCACUGUUCAUGCACAUCUCGUAAUAAGACUAAAACAAAGCACAGCAACACAUCUGGAUCUUUAUCCAACAUGGCUCAGAUUAUAAGCUCAAGUUUACUGACUGUCCUCAAAGUUACUGGCCUGUUUAGCUUAGAUUUUAGGGAUAUCGGGCAAUUUACGCCUGACAUUUUCAUAUUUCACAGUAUUCUGGAAGAAAAAGAAAAACAGAACUUGUUAAA
Exaiptasia diaphana is the source of this 3298-nucleotide messenger RNA. RefSeq lists its product as uncharacterized. Lineage: Eukaryota; Metazoa; Cnidaria; Anthozoa; Actiniaria; Aiptasiidae. The record is from RefSeq and is a predicted model, not a curated record. The transcript has 11 exons. The coding region runs from base 257 to 2764 and encodes 835 amino acids.